CUGCCGGCCGCGCGGGGUCGGGGCAGCGGCGGGCGCGCGGGGCAGCGGCGGGCGGCACGGCGCCCACCAUGAGCGACGAGAGCCGCGGGGACGGCCGCGCCGAGAGCGCCCGGGACCUGGAGAAGCAGCUCCGUCUGCGCGUGUGCGUGCUCAGCGAGCUGCAGAAGACCGAGCGCGACUACGUGGGCACGCUGGAGUUCCUGGUGUCGGCAUUCUUACACCGGAUGAACCAGUGCGCUGCGUCGAAGCUUGACAAAAAUGUAACAGAAGAAACGGUGAAGAUGCUGUUCUCAAACAUUGAAGAUAUCCUUGCAGUACAUAAAGAAUUCUUAAAAGUCGUGGAAGAAUGCUUACAUCCAGAACCUAAUGCUCAGCAAGAAGUGGGAACCUGCUUUCUUCACUUUAAAGACAAGUUUCGUAUCUACGACGAAUAUUGUAGUAAUCAUGAGAAGGCACAGAAAUUGCUUUUUGAACUUAACAAAAUAAGAACAAUCCGGACAUUUCUUUUGAAUUGCAUGCUACUUGGAGGACGGAAGAACACAGAUGUCCCCCUGGAAGGAUACUUAGUAACACCAAUACAAAGAAUAUGCAAGUAUCCUCUCCUUUUGAAGGAGUUGCUGAAGCGGACUCCAAGGAAACACAGUGACUACACAGCGGUGAUGGAAGCCCUCCAAGCCAUGAAAGCCGUCUGUUCCAACAUCAACGAGGCCAAGAGACAGAUGGAGAAGUUGGAAGUUUUAGAAGAGUGGCAGUCUCACAUUGAAGGCUGGGAGGGGUCCAACAUUACUGACACCUGUACUGAAAUGCUAAUGUGUGGAGUCUUAUUAAAAAUUUCUUCUGGAAAUAUUCAAGAACGGGUGUUUUUUCUUUUCGAUAACCUUUUGGUGUAUUGCAAACGAAAACACAGACGGUUGAAGAACAGCAAAGCAUCUACCGAUGGACAUCGGUAUGUGUUUCGUGGCCGGAUCAACACAGAGGUGAUGGAGGUGGAGAAUGUGGAUGACGGCACAGCUGACUUCCACAGCAGUGGACACAUUGUUGUUAAUGGGUGGAAGAUACAUAACACAGCCAAAAAUAAAUGGUUUGUGUGUAUGGCAAAAACACCUGAAGAGAAACAUGAAUGGUUUGAAGCUAUUUUGAAAGAAAGAGAACGGCGGAAAGGUUUAAAAUUAGGAAUGGAGCAAGACACCUGGGUAAUGAUCUCUGAACAGGGUGAGAAACUUUAUAAAAUGAUGUGCAAACAAGGAAAUCUGAUCAAAGACAGAAAAAGAAAACUGACUACGUUCCCUAAAUGCUUUCUUGGAAGUGAAUUUGUGUCAUGGCUGUUGGAAAUUGGGGAGAUUCACAGGCCUGAGGAAGGUGUUCACUUGGGACAAGCAUUGUUAGAAAACGGAAUCAUCCACCAUGUUACGGAUAAACAUCAAUUCAAACCAGAACAGAUGUUAUAUAGAUUUCGCUAUGAUGAUGGAACCUUUUAUCCAAGAAAUGAGAUGCAGGAUGUGAUUUCAAAGGGCGUACGAUUAUAUUGCCGUCUUCAUAGUCUAUUUACUCCAGUGAUAAGAGAUAAAGAUUACCACUUAAGAACCUACAAAUCUGUGGUUAUGGCCAACAAGCUGAUAGACUGGUUAAUUGCACAGGGGGAUUGCCGCACCAGAGAAGAGGCAAUGAUAUUUGGCGUUGGACUCUGUGACAAUGGAUUUAUGCACCAUGUCCUUGAAAAAAGUGAAUUCAAAGAUGAACCCUUACUUUUCCGCUUUUUUGCGGAUGAGGAAAUGGAAGGAUCAAAUAUGAAACAUCGACUGAUGAAACAUGAUUUAAAAGUUGUAGAAAAUGUUAUAGCCAAAUCAUUAUUGAUUAAAUCCAAUGAAGGCAGCUAUGGUUUUGGGUUAGAAGACAAAAAUAAAGUUCCAAUAAUAAAGUUGGUAGAGAAGGGGUCUAAUGCUGAGAUGGCUGGCAUGGAAGUUGGGAAAAAGAUUUUUGCUAUUAAUGGUGACCUAGUUUUUAUGAGACCUUUCAAUGAAGUGGAUUGCUUCCUGAAAUCAUGCUUAAAUAGCAGAAAACCUCUAAGAGUUCUUGUGAGCACAAAGCCAAGAGAGACAGUGAAAAUCCCAGAUUCAGCGGAGGGGCUUGGCUUCCAGAUCCGAGGAUACGGCCCUUCGGUGGUGCAUGCCGUGGGAAGAGGAACUGUGGCUGCAGCCGCUGGUCUUCACCCUGGGCAGUGUAUCAUCAAAGUAAAUGGAAUCAAUGUCAGCAAAGAGACACACGCCAGUGUUAUUGCCCAUGUCACGGCCUGCAGGAAGUACAGGAGACCAACGAAGCAAGAUUCCAUUCAAUGGGUUUAUAACAGCAUUGAGAGCGCUCAGGAAGACCUUCAGAAGUCUAACUCCAAACCCCCAGGAGAUGAAGCAGGGGAUGCUUUUGACUGUAAAGUAGAAGAGGUAAUUGACAAGCUCAACACCAUGGCAAUCAUCGACGGAAAGAAGGAGCACGUGAGUCUGACGGUGGAUAACGUCCACCUAGAGUAUGGCGUCGUGUACGAGUAUGACAGCACCGCCGGGAUCAAGUGCAACGUGGUGGAGAAGAUGGUAGAGCCCAAAGGUUUCUUCAGCCUCACUGCCAAGAUUCUUGAAGCCCUGGCUAAAAGCGAUGAUCAUUUUGUACAAAACUGCACCAGCCUUAACUCUUUGAACGAGGUGAUUCCUACUGACCUUCAGAGUAAAUUCAGUGCUGUUUGCAAUGAAAAAAUUGAGCGCAUAUGUCAGAGAAUAUCCAGUUAUAAAAAGUUCUCUCGUGUACUAAAGAACAGAGCCUGGCCCACCUUUAAACAGGCCAAAUCUAAAAUCUCCCCCCUGCACAGCAGUGACUUCUGCCCCACCAAUUGCCAUGUCAAUGUGAUGGAAGUUUCUUAUCCCAAAACAUCAGCGUACCUGGGGAGUGCAUUUGGUGUUCAGCUGGAUAGCAGGAAGCAUAAUUCUCAUGAUAAAGAAAAUAAAUCGGAACAAGGAAAACUGAGCCCUAUGGUGUACAUUCAACAUACAAUAACAACCAUGGCGGCCCCUUCAGGUCUGUCUCUGGGGCAGCAAGAUGGGCACGGUCUCCGGUAUUUGUUGAAAGAAGACGACUUAGAAACCCAAGAUAUCUAUCAGAAACUGCUGGGCAAACUUCAGACUGCACUGAAGGAGGUGGAGAUGUGUGUUUGUCAAACAGAUGACCUUCUGUCUUCAAUAACAUAUUCUCCCAAAUUAGAACGUAAGGCAUCAGAGUCCAUAGUCCCAACAGACAGUGACAACGACAAGGGAGAGAGAAACAGCAAACGCGUCUGUUUUAACGUGGCAGGCGACGAGCAGGAAGAUUCAGGUCACGACACCAUCAGCAACAGAGACUCUUACAGCGACUGCAACAGCAAUAGGAAUUCUGUCACCUCCUUCACCAGCAUCUGCAGCAGCCAGUGCAGCUCGUAUUUUCACAGCGAUGAAAUGGACUCAGGUGAUGAGCUUCCCCUAAAUGUUCGCAUUUCUCGUGAUAAACAGGACAAGAUACACAGUUGCCUUGAGCAUCUUUUCAGCCAGGUGGAUUCCAUUACCAAUCUCCUGAAAGGCCAAGCUGUUGUGAGGGCCUUUGAGCAAACCAAGUACCUGACACCAGGUCGAGGGUUACAAGAGUUUCAGCAAGAAAUGGAACCAAAGCUGAGUUGUCCAAAAAGGUUAAGGCUUCACAUCAAGCAAGAUCCUUGGAAUCUUCCCAGCAGUGUCCGGAAUCUUGCCCAGAACAUCAGAAAAUUUGUUGAAGAGGUAAAGUGUAGGAUAAUCCUGGCUCUUCUUGAAUAUUCAGACAGUGAGACACAGCUCCGAAGAGACAUGGUUUUCUGCCAGAGUCUUGUGGCCACAGUCUGUGCCUUCUCUGAGCAGCUCAUGGCCGCCUUAAACCAGAUGUUUGACAACAGCAAGGAAAAUGAGAUGGAAACUUGGGAAGCCAGCAGAAGGUGGCUGGACCAGAUAGCGAAUGCAGGAGUUCUUUUUCACUUUCAGUCACUUCUGUCACCAAACUUGACAGAUGAACAAGCCAUGCUAGAAGAUACACUGGUUGCACUAUUUGACUUGGAAAAGGUUUCUUUUUACUUUAAACCAUCAGAAGAGGAACCACUGGUUGCAAAUGUUCCUCUUACUUAUCAAGCUGAAGGAAGCCGGCAAGCUCUGAAAGUUUACUUCUACAUCGAUAGUUAUCAUUUCGAACAACUGCCUCAAAGGUUGAAAAACGGAGGAGGGUUUAAAAUUCAUCCUGUUCUUUUUGCACAAGCACUGGAGAGCAUGGAAGGAUAUUAUUAUAGAGACAAUGUUUUGGUGGAAGAAUUUCAAGCCCAGAUAAAUGCAGCCUCCCUGGAAAAGGUCAAACAGUACAACCAGAAGCUCAGGGCGUUCUACUUGGACAAGUCAAAUUCCCCACCAAACUCCACAUCCAAAGCUGCUUAUGUAGAUAAGCUCAUGAGGCCUCUCAACGUCGUGGAUGAACUGUAUCGCCUGGUGGCCUCGUUUGUCAGAUCCAAGCGCACAGCUGCCUGCGCGAACACGGCUUGCAGCGCCUCCGGCGUCGGGCUGCUGUCGGUGUCCUCGGAGCUGUGCAGUAGGUUGGGGGCCUGCCACGUCAUCAUGUGCAACAGCGGCGUGCAUCGGUGCACCCUGAGCGUGACCCUGGAGCAGGCCAUCAUUCUGGCCAGAAGCCACGGACUGCCUCCUUGCUACAUCAUGCAGGCUACAGAUGUGAUGCGGAAGCAGGGAGCAAGAGUUCAGAACACAGCAAAGAAUUUGGGAGUCAGGGACCGGACCCCACAGUCUGCUCCGAGGCUGUACAAGCUGUGUGAGCCUCCUCCCCCAGUUGGAGAAGAAUGAGGAGAAUCUCCACGGAACCAGGCAAGCAGAAGCUUCUGAACACUGGACUAGACAAAGGAUGUGCUGGCUAAACUUUCUCCACUCAACAUAAAAAAAUGGAUUUUUUUUUUCUCUUGGUCUUUCAUCAUGGUGUAAAUAAUUAAUGUUCAGCUUGUACUUAGAUAUCUGUGCUGGAAAUGGAUGGAAGUCCAUUCAGACAACUCAGCUUCACAAACCAGUCUUUCAUGUGUGUCAACGUGAAUUAUUCAUCCCUGGAGAUUACAUUAAAAAAUGCCAGAGAUAAAAACAUUAACCAUUGUACCUCCUUUCCCAUUUAUUAAAAUUAUUGUAUUGUGUUUGCUUUCGUUUUCUCCAAAUGGAGCAUGUUAUGUUGGAUAUUUCCGUUUGAAGAAGUCUGUCAUUGAAGAAAUGUGGUCACACUUUCCGGGUCACCACACAGAAAUGUGACAGACAGUAGAGACUGGGUGCCUUAGGUUUUCUGUCUCCCACUUGCAUCUGAGAAAGUAGCUUGCGGGUGAAAGGUGACGAGCAUCCUUUACUCUUUCCAAGGGAGUGUUUCUCAGUAGAGGAGAAGAGAGCUGAUUGAGGUCUCCAGCAAGACCUUCUUCCAGCUGCUUUCAGGGACCCUUUAUGCUCGUGGACAGUUCCAGGGAACCAUGCUGUCCUUGACCUCUGAAGUGGGCGUGGCUUCCUUGGGCGAUGAGUCCUGAUGCUGCGCUGUAGGUGUCCAGGAGAUGGGGAGAGGCAGGGAUUGGGGAGGGUUGGAAGGAAGACUAGGGUGAAGGAGGGAAAAAUAAGCCUAUUUAAAAGUCAACCUUUAAAUUUGAACGAUACCUAAAGCUCUUAUUUUAUUAAAGGCUUUCAUAUGAGAUGUCAGACUCCUAAAAGAAUACACCAUGCUGAGUGUUUUUCUAUCAAGGUAAUAUAUAUAUGAGAUGAGAAAAUAAAGCUUUAUUUGUUGAACUUUAAAGGGACUAUUAGAGACCUUGAUAAUUUAUGAAAGUACAAGGUGUAUUCUAUUUUCAUUCUAAAGUUUACAUAAUGUUUAUCCUUUCUACAUUGAUAAAAUAACAUUGUUUUUUAGCAUAAUGAAUAUAGUAAUAUUGAUUUUUAAAUCUGUAAUUUUCAAAACAAUUAAAAUGCCCUUACUGUGAUUGUGAUACUUAAGUGGAUUUAGACUAAUUGCUUAUGCGAAAUGCUUUUCAUAACUAAAGUAUAUAAAAACCAUUAUGAAAUUUUAAUUUAUGAAAUUUGAUAAUAGUUUUCAAACACUUAUUAAAAAAACUUUCAUCACUAGCAGUUGUGUAUCGAAUAACAGAAGUACUGCGUUGCGUAUACAUGAGGCCUUUAUAUACUGGUCAAAUUAAUAAUAAAUGUUAUUCAGCACAGAAGCACUUAAGACUUUUAUGAUAAGUACACAUCUAUAAUGAAAAAUAAAGAAACCAACAUCAGAGAUUUCAGAGAAAAAGUUGAACACUUUGAAUCUAAUGAAGAUAUGACCUUAAUUUAGAUAUCUACAUGAAACAUAUUCUUCACUUUCAGGGGUUUAACAUUUUUGAUACAAUUGCAAGUGAUCCUGAAGGUCCAUGAAAUUAGUAAAUUGUGAUUUUCCUGUACUGAAAUUUUGAUUACAUUUAACACAGGGCUAAUGAGUGAGUAAAACUGAUUAACUAGCAAGUACUUUUCAUGUUGUCAUUAUUGUUUUCUAAUCACUACCCUAGAAGUAGUGUUCCUUAUUAGAAGCAUGAAGGGAUCACUUAAACAUUUCAGUUGUACUUUGCUGUUUCGUAGGGGAAAACCAUCUGCUAUUGUAGUAUUUACAAAUUAGCAUAUUUUAACAUCUAAUCUCUAUAUAAUAGGGUUACUUAAUAUUGUUUUAAGGGUUAAACAUGGUGUAAGUGUACCAUCUAUCAGAGUGCUUGGCACUUAUUACAAUCUCAAAAGUUAGUGAUGACUUAUAUUACCAUCAGUCACUGUGAUUUUUUAUUGUAAUAAAAACUGUAGCUAAAACCUAAGUAAUUUCUACCUGCCAAGCAAUAGGUCCAGGUGCUUCACCCAUAACUUUGUUGUUAUUACUUCAUUAAUCCUAAUGGUGAUUUGAGGUGAUAUUCUUUGCAUCACCCCCAUUUAACCAUUGAGGAAGUAAAGUAAAGAAUAGUCCAGUGACUUGCCCAAGAUCAUAUGGCUGACAAGUGGUAGAACCAGGAUUUGAACCCAGGAAGUCUGCCUUCUUAAUACAUUGUGCUGCUUUUCCUUAUUAAUAUAGGAAAUGUAAUAUAACCAAUUAUUUGUUAGUAAAGUUGGAGUUAUGUGUGGUGUGGGCCAUUAAAUUAUACAUCUUAUAUUGAGGAAUAAAUGAAUGGAAAUGUGUAAAAUGCCUUUAAUAUAUGAAAACCAUAGGAUUUCCUGGACAUUUUACCAUUCUGGAUACACAUUAUGAGGUAACCCAAUGCUAUUGCAAUCUGAAAAAACAUGAUAUAUCCCUCAUAAUUGAAGAUAACAAUUUUAGUUAUGUUUUGAAAGUCUGGAAUAGUACAUUAUAUAAAAUUUGACUAUGAUUCCAAAACAGUGAUAACAGUAAAAAAUGUCAAAUGAGUGAAUUAAUAAAGACAACUCUUCAACACCAUGAUGUACCUCUGUGUGACGUCGGACAUUGAACUGACCUUGAGUUUUUAGAUGAGAUCAGGUAUGUUCAGGGUGGUAUGACCAUAGACUGGCCUUGAGUUUUUAGAAUGGGUUUACCUCAGCGCUCACAUACUCCUCUGCAAGCAGUGUACCUUUAAACGUUACAAAAGCCUGCUAACAGUUCUUGCAAAUUCUGCUGACUUUGAAGUUCUGAGUUUGGACAUCUGCCUCUCUCCACCUAAAAGGGAAGGUCACACCUGGAAAUUUUGGUUCUUAAUAUGGGACUGAUUCAUAAAUACUUGUUAACUAGUCAUCCAUGGUCAAUAAAUCUUAAACAUUCCAUCAUAUCUUAUAAAGUUUUCUCAUUAAGUAUUAUGAAAUUUAAUAUGUUAUUGAAAGUGUGAGUAAUUUGAAGAGACUAGAAUUUUGCAUCUACUUCCAUUACAUUUAACAAGAA
This is a messenger RNA of Kogia breviceps (pygmy sperm whale), 7968 nucleotides long. RefSeq names its product phosphatidylinositol-3,4,5-trisphosphate dependent Rac exchange factor 2 (gene PREX2). Gene Ontology annotation, molecular function: protein binding; guanyl-nucleotide exchange factor activity; GTPase activator activity. The record is from RefSeq and is a predicted model, not a curated record. Gene Ontology annotation, biological process: regulation of signaling; positive regulation of GTPase activity; intracellular signal transduction. Gene Ontology annotation, cellular component: plasma membrane. Lineage: Eukaryota; Metazoa; Chordata; Mammalia; Artiodactyla; Physeteridae.